Molecule: messenger RNA, 1465 nt
Organism: Tupaia belangeri chinensis (Chinese tree shrew)
Lineage: Eukaryota; Metazoa; Chordata; Mammalia; Scandentia; Tupaiidae
Gene: SELENOP
Product: selenoprotein P
Exons: 5
Biological process (GO): selenium compound metabolic process
Cellular component (GO): extracellular region
Molecular function (GO): selenium binding
Source: RefSeq, a predicted model, not a curated record
UGCUCCAGUGAGCACUGAACUUUGGACUCCAGCUGCGGGGUGAGGUAAACAACAGGACUAUAAAUACCAGCUUGUCGCUGUGGCUUUGUGGAGCUGCCUAAGGAAGCAGAGAAAGGAAGCAGCCAGUCAGAAGGGGCGGCAACAACCCCAGCAAUGUGGAGAAGCCUGGGGCUUGCCCUGGCCCUCUGUCUCCUCCCGUGGGGAGGGACAGAGGGCCACCGCCGAAGCUCCUUUUGUAAGCAGCCCCCAGCCUGGAGCAUAAGAGAUCAGGAUCCAAUGCUGGACUCCUAUGGUACAGUGACCGUAGUUGCUCUUCUUCAAGCCAGUUGAUACUUGUGCAUUCUGCAGGCUUCUAGAUUAGAAGACCUGCGAAUAAAGCUGGAGAAAGAAGGCUAUUCUAAUAUUUCCUAUGCUAUUGUUAAUCAUCAAGGAAUCUCUUCUCAAUUGAAAUACAUAUAUCUUAAAAAUAAGGUUUCAGAGCACAUUCCUGUUUAUCAACAAGAAGAAAACCAAACUGAUGUCUGGACUCUCUUAAAUGGAAAUAAAGAUGACUUCCUCAUAUACGACAGAUGUGGCCGUCUUGUAUCUCAUCUUGGUUUGCCUUUUUCUUUCCUAACUUUCUCUUAUGUUGAAGAAGCUAUUAAGAGCGCUUAUUGUGAAGAGAAAUGUGGAAACUGCUCUCUAACGACUCUUAAAGAUAAAGACUUCUGUAAGAAUGUAUCUUUGGCUGCUGUGGAAAAAACAACCGAGGCGCCACAUCCACAUCACCAUCACAAACACCACCAUGAGCCUGGGCAUCAGCAUGUUGGGAGAGAUCAGCUUCCAGAGAACCAGCAGCCAGGGACACCUGAUGAGCCUUUGCAUAUCCCCCCUCCAGGCCUUCAUCACCACCAUAAGCACAAAGGCCAUGAUAGGCAGGGUCACCCAGAGAGUUGAGAUAUGCCAGAGCUUCUACAAAAGAAGAUCUGACGAAAGGGGUGUAUAAAUCAGUUACUCUGUCAGUUACCCAGGGAUUCAGAGUUGGCUCCUAGGAGCUGAUGCUGACAUUGUCGACAUCUGAUAUUUGAAAAGACAGGGGCUGCAAUCACCUGACAGUGUACAGAAAACCUCCCAUCUUUAUGUAGCUGACAGGGACUCCGGGCGGAGGAGAAUGUCAUUGAAUCUUGUCAGUGACGUUUGCCUCCAGCUGCCUGACAGACAAGUCAGCAGCUCAGUCCCACAGAAGUCAGCACCAAUUGAAAAUGAAAUAAAAAGGCAGAAGAAUGAAAAUGACUCUCAAACUAAAUAUCUAAAUUGGAUAGACUCUUCCAGUCAGUCAAUUUCAUUUCCAGCAUUUAAACAAACUACUAAAUUAAUUAGUGAACCACAAAUAGAAAUUGGAUUGUUGCAAAUAUGAAGAAAUCUAUUAGAUUGGCUUCCACAUUUUAUAUUUUAUAUAGUAGGAAAUUUGACCCAAACCAUAUUU